Aphis gossypii (cotton aphid) is the source of this 1782-nucleotide messenger RNA. Its product is annotated as zinc finger MYM-type protein 1-like. The transcript has 2 exons. NCBI's taxonomy places the organism in Eukaryota, Metazoa, Arthropoda, Insecta, Hemiptera, Aphididae. The record is from RefSeq and is a predicted model, not a curated record. Bases 1 to 1782 code for a protein of 593 amino acids.
AUGAGGAUAAAAUUGCAUGAAACUACUGAUAAACACAUUAUGGCAUCUAUUAAAGCAGCAUAUAGACAAGCUGCUUUUCCAUUAAUACCAUCUUUAGUAGAAAAUGCUAAGACACACAUUGCACAUAACAAAGAAAUAAUAAAACACUUAAUUGAUAUUACUUUAUUUCUUGGCAGACAUUGUCUGCCAUUUCGUGGACACAAAGAGAGUAAAGAAGAGGAUAUGCGAGGAAAUUUCAAAGAUCUAGCUACUCUUUUGGCUAAAUAUUCUCCAGCGCUAGCAUCUCAUAUAACUGAAGUUGAGAUAAAAGGUAGAAAAACACAUAACUUUUUGUCUUGGCAAAGACAGAAUCAGUUGAUACAAGCUAUUUCCACAAAUAUUCGUAAUACAAUUAAACAAGAAUUAAUUAAUGCCACAUAUUUUAGUGUUUCAUUAGACACUACAUUUGACAUAUCAAGAAAAGAAAUAUUAUCUAUGGUAAUACGGUAUAUUAAUAAAGGAAUUGUGUAUGAGCGACUUGUUGCAAUUCGUGAAACACUACUUACAACUGGACAGCAUCUUUUUAAUAUGUUCGAUGGCAUUUGUAAAGAAAUGAAUUUAAAUUGGAGAGAGCAUCUUGUUGGUCAUUCUUUUGAUGGAGCUGCCUCAAUGCGUGGAAAUUAUAACGGGCUUCAAGCAUUCAUAAGAGAACAAAAUCAAUCUGCAAUUUAUGUUUGGUGUUAUGCACAUCGUUUGAGUUUAAUUAUUGUUGAUGCUGUGAGUAGUUGUUUAGAAGCCCGAGAUUUAUUUGGAAAUUUAGAAUUAUUAUUUGAUUUUAUUGGUAGUAGCAAAAAAAGAAUUGGUUUAUAUUCUAAUUUUCAAAAAAUCCGUUAUCCCCAGAUGCCUCAACGGCGGUUGAAAAGAGUCUCUACAACUCGUUGGUCAUCCCAUUCUUCAGCUCUUCUUACUGUCUUAGAAACUUUUGAUGCAAUAAUUGACACACCGGAUGAUUUACAAAGUGAUUCUACUACCGAUCGGGUUUGUUGUGUGAAAGCAAACAGCAUAAUGGAUUAUUUAUUAUCUGAGCGUUUUGUUUUAACAAGUUUGUUAUUCACUAAUAUAUUUAAUCUUACAAGUCCAUUGAGUAAGUUUCUACAAGGCAAAAAUGCUGAUCUGUUAGCAGCUGUAAAUUAUAUCAAAGAUAUACUUAUGAAAGUAGAAGAUCUUAGAAAUGAUACACAGUUUACUGAGUUACAAAACAAUAAAGAUAAAUUUAUUGAAUCAAAGAAGAAUGAUUUUUCUUUUACUCCUUUGAUUCAAAAUAAACGCAUUAAACGUGUUAAAAAAAUGUCUGGAGAAGUAUCAUUAGAUGAACCAAUAUCUAAUCCCCUUGAUUCAUUUAAAGUCAACACAUAUUUCACUGUUUUAGAUAUUAUAACCACACAAAUAAAGGAACGCUUUAAUGAACAUUCAUCACCGUUGUUAAAAGAUCUUUCUUUGUUUCAAAGGAGAAGAAUUAAAGAAAUUGCAGAAAAUAAUUUUAGUAUGCCAAUUGAUGCUUUUGAGGGGUUGGAAGCUAUUUAUGGAAAAUUUAUUUCAGCCAAAAAUUUAAGACUUGAGUUUUUACAAUUUGUAAGUAUAUAUUUUAAAUUUGAAACAUUAACAAAACUUCCAAACAAACUUCAUGAUGAUAUUGAUUCAAUCUUACAUUUUGAAACUGACGAAGAAGAGGAAAAAGAAAAUUAUAUUAAGAAGUACAAUGGGAGAAGAAAGGCUGGAGUCGCUUAUGAUGAUGUCUUGUGA